Messenger RNA from Penicillium robsamsonii, 1059 nucleotides. RefSeq lists its product as uncharacterized. The record is from RefSeq and is a predicted model, not a curated record. The transcript is spliced from 3 exons. Gene Ontology annotation, cellular component: nucleus. Lineage: Eukaryota; Fungi; Ascomycota; Eurotiomycetes; Eurotiales; Aspergillaceae. The coding region runs from base 1 to 1059 and encodes 352 amino acids.
AUGAAUCCGACCCAUGAUUUACUUCAUCGCUCAAUCACAUCCCCGCGAAGAGAGGAUAGACGGUCUCGCGAAACAUCGACAUACUCAUCUCCUGUCUCGAACUCGUCCCAGGGAGGGGUUUCCCCUAUUGGUUUGGGGAUCUCCCGCUGCGAAAUCGAGAAUGCCUUUGAUCAACUGAGGGUCUUCCCUCCCCCAUCUACACUUCCAUCACAACUGGUUCCUGGAGCGCCAACUCCCACCUUCGCAUUAUCCUAUGACGGCUAUUCCAGCGGAACAUGUUAUCCACCAGUUUACAAUGGGCUUGUCAACAGUGCUUCGGAGACUUCACUAGAAUUCUACAGCCCCACGAUGAGCGCCUCCCCCAGUUACAACUCUACUAUGGAGGUUGUCCCCGGUCAGCAUGUCUACCCAAGCCAAAUGACCGAUCUUUGGAUGCACACACCUUGCUCGGGACCGACAACGCCAUCGGAUGUGACUCCGGGCACUGUAGCGAAUGGGGCCGGACAAUGGGACCACAUUGUGUUUUCAGAUGCAUGUAUUCCCCCUACCAUUCCUCUAUUGCCAGUCAACAAUGUUCCCUAUCUUGGGGUGAUGGGGGAAAUGGGAGAGAUGGGAUACGACGGAUCCUCCGGGCAGAGCAUCAACACUGGACCAAUCAUGCCUCAACAAGCCUCUCCCGAAGGGACCGAUGAGGCCACAAUCUCGGGCAGAGAGCGCGGCUCAUCCAACGACAGGUUAAUAUCUGCCAGUGGCCUGGAAUGUCCGAUUUGUGGCGCCAAAUUCACCCGACGCUCCAACUGCAAGGAGCACCAAAAGAUGCACAACCCCGAAUGGAAGAACAACCAUCCGUGCAAUGACUGCCACAAGUCUUUCGGGCGAAGCUCAGAUCUCAAAAGACACAUGAGUACUGUUCAUCUCGGGCUUCGGAGAUACAGCUGUGACCGUUGCGACCGGAGUUUCAGUCGCCAAGAUAGUCUAGCUAGACAGGCACCGCAACGCUGGGAAGUCUCCCCUUAUGCCCAGUCCCCGUCAACGAUCGUCAAACCGCCGCUCAGCUAG